Brassica rapa (field mustard) is the source of this 904-nucleotide messenger RNA. Its product is annotated as periodic tryptophan protein 1 homolog. The record is from RefSeq and is a predicted model, not a curated record. Lineage: Eukaryota; Viridiplantae; Streptophyta; Magnoliopsida; Brassicales; Brassicaceae. Gene Ontology annotation, molecular function: protein binding. Gene Ontology annotation, biological process: rRNA processing. Gene Ontology annotation, cellular component: nucleus.
AUUGCUAGUGCCAGUGCCGACAAAAAAGUUAAGGUCUGGGAAGGACAAUGCAAGCUCACUCUAGAGCAUCACACAGAAGUGGUUCAAGCGGUCGAAUGGAACCAAUAUGCUCCACAAGUACUCCUCAGUGGCUCAUAUGACUGCACCGUAGUCUUGAAAGAUGGAAGGGACCCUUCGCACUCGGGUAUGAAAUGGUCUACCAAUGCCAAAGUGGAAAGCUUGGCCUGGGAUCCUCAUAGUGAACACUUUCUUCUUCUGAGUCUUGAAGAUGGAACUGUGAAGGGUUUUGAUAUACGUGCUUCUGAUUUAUCACCAAGUUUCACUAUCCAUGCUCAUGAUAAAGAAGUCUCAUCCAUCUCAUACAACACUAAUGCUCCCAAUCUUUUGGCUACGGGAUCUUGGGACAAAAGUGUGAAACUUUGGGAUCUUUCAAACAAUAAUCAACCAUCAUGGGUUGCUACACAUAAACCAAACGCUGGAAGAGUUUUCUCAGUCUCAUUCUCUGCGGACUGCCCCUUUUUACUCGCUAUUGGUGCCAAAAAAGGGAAGCUACUCGUGAGUAGUGACUGAUACAAAUAAAUUCAACAAAUUGUUUUCUAUAUGAAACAAACUAACGUAUAUUUUAUGUUCAUCCUUGUGCAGGUGUGGGAUACACUAUCUGACACUGCUGUGUCCCGUAGAUACGGUAGCAACCGACCAUGACUCACCCGGGGAAGAUGCAUGUUUGUUAAUUAAUCACAUACAUAUAUACCAAAUUGUCAAAUUAAUCUUAAGCCUUUCUAUCAGUUGUGUGCUUGGUGAUUGUUUUUUUUUUCUUAUUACUAUCUCAAAAGAGAUUUACUGGAUGUUUGAAGCCCUGGAGUCAAGGAAUUUAUUGUAAAUUUAACCAAAAUAUGUUUCUUAA